AUGGAAGCGAUCCCCAUUGAAUCCCCAUACAGAGCUGUUUCCCUGCGGCUGCAGGAAAAGCCGUACACAGAACACAGGGUGUGUGUCUACGUCUACGGCAAAAGCCGCAUCCCACUGCCUUCAGUCGGGCUGUCGAUCCAUGCUCUGUUCCCAGGGGCCACUGCAUCAGUUCAGCCGAACAGAGGAUGGAGACAGAAACCAGCGCCUGAGAAGGAGAUGCUGAGGCUGAAGCAGGUGAAGGAGUGGGGGCGGUGA
Messenger RNA from Knipowitschia caucasica, 255 nucleotides. The record is from the annotation of a GenBank genome assembly. Lineage: Eukaryota; Metazoa; Chordata; Actinopteri; Gobiiformes; Gobiidae.